This is a messenger RNA of Panthera uncia (snow leopard), 2673 nucleotides long. RefSeq names its product phosphatidylserine synthase 2. Gene Ontology annotation, biological process: phosphatidylserine biosynthetic process. The transcript is spliced from 12 exons. Bases 266 to 1726 code for a protein of 486 amino acids. Gene Ontology annotation, molecular function: L-serine-phosphatidylethanolamine phosphatidyltransferase activity. Lineage: Eukaryota; Metazoa; Chordata; Mammalia; Carnivora; Felidae. The record is from RefSeq and is a predicted model, not a curated record.
UCCUUCCCAGCAAGCACUGCUUCUGACCCGCGGCGUCGGAGACUACGAGACCCAGCGUGCCCCGCGGCCCGGCCGCAGGGACUACAAGUCCCACAACGCACCGCCCACCCUUUCCUAGCCGCCCCCAACCCCUGCUCUCCCAAGACCCCGCCGUGGGAGCGCCGCGACCCCUUCCCGGCGCUCCUCGCGCCGUGCGCAGCGCGCCCUCGCGGUGACCCGCUGUGCGUGGGGUCAAGGCGCGGGGCGGAGCGGCUGGGCUGGCGCCAUGCGGAGGGGUGAGCGCAGAGGCGCGGGGGGACCGCGGCAGGGGUCCCCUGUGCCGGCGGGCAAGGCCUCGCUGGAGGAGCCGCCCGACGGCGCGACCGCAGGCCGAGCGAGCGGGCCGGGCGCGGGCCGCCGCAGCACGGAGUCCGAGGUCUACGACGACGGCACCAACACCUUUUUCUGGCGCGCCCACACCCUGACGGUGCUCUUCAUCCUCACCUGUGUGCUCGGCUACGUGACUCUGCUGGAGGAGACGCCUCGGGACACGGCCUAUAACACCAAGAGAGGUAUUGUGGCCAGUAUUUUGGUUUUCUUAUGUUUUGGAGUCACACAAGCUAAAGACGGGCCAUUUUCCAGACCUCAUCCAGCUUACUGGAGGUUCUGGCUCUGCGUCAGCGUGGUCUAUGAGCUGUUCCUCAUCUUCAUACUCUUCCAGACUGUCCAGGACGGCCGCCAGUUUCUGAAGUAUGUGGACCCCAAGCUGGGAGUCCCACUGCCGGAGAGGGACUACGGGGGAAACUGCCUCAUCUACGACGCAGACAACGAGAGUGACCCCUUCCACAACGUCUGGGACAAGCUGGACGGCUUUGUGCCUGCGCACUUUCUUGGCUGGUACCUGAAGACCCUGAUGAUUCGUGACUGGUGGAUGUGCACGAUCGUGAGUGUGAUGUUCGAGUUCCUCGAGUACAGCCUAGAGCACCAGCUGCCCAACUUCAGCGAGUGCUGGUGGGAUCACUGGAUCAUGGAUGUGCUCGUUUGCAAUGGGCUGGGCAUCUACUGCGGCAUGAAGACUCUUGAGUGGCUGUCUCUGAAGACGUACAAGUGGCAGGGCCUCUGGAACAUUCCGACCUACAAGGGCAAGAUGAAGAGAAUCGCCUUCCAGUUCACGCCCUACAGCUGGGUCCGCUUCGAGUGGAAGCCCGCCUCCAGCCUGCGCCGCUGGCUGGCCGUGUGCGGCAUCAUCCUGGUGUUUCUGUUGGCAGAGCUGAACACGUUCUACCUGAAGUUCGUGCUGUGGAUGCCCCCCGAGCACUACCUGGUCCUCCUGCGGCUGGUCUUCUUUGUGAACGUGGGCGGCGUGGCCAUGCGGGAGAUCUACGACUUCAUGGAUGACCCGAAGCUCCACAAGAAGCUGGGCCAGCAGGCCUGGCUGGUGGCGGCCAUCACGGUCACAGAGCUGCUCAUCGUGGUGAAGUACGACCCACAUACGCUCACGCUGUCGCUGCCCUUCUACAUCUCCCAGUGCUGGACGCUCGGCUCUGUGCUCGUGCUCACCUGGACCAUCUGGCGCUUCUUCUUGCGGGACAUCACCCUGAGGUACAAGGAGACUCGACGGCAGAAGCAGCAGAGCCGGGGGGACCAGGGCAGAGCCGGGGGCGACAUGGAUGGACACCUGCCUGGGCCGGAAGACCCCCCAGGGCCUGCAGAGCCUGAGAGGGAGGGGGUGCCAGCCCCAAACUGAUGCACCUCACGACUGCCCAGAGCCCGGGCCUGCUGGAACCUUCCGACAGGCCUCAGCCCUUGUGGUUUUAUUUUCCCUUUCUCCCAUGCACAUAGCUGGGCUCUGUGGGAUGCAGGUGGCCCCUGACCCAGGCGUGCGUGUGCGUGUGCGUGUGUGUGUGCGUGCGCGCGCGCGCGCCCGUGCACAUGUGCUCCUGGGGCUCCUCUCAGCCUGACCCGUGUGGCUGGGCUUGCUGCGGGCAGCUGGUCCCCUCCCCUUUCUGCACAGUCAGCCCGCCGGCCUCUGGGCCACAGCGAGCCCUCAGCACCCAGACGGACGGCUCAGGCCCAGCAGAGGCAUCACGGUGCCUUCCUCUGCUCCCUGGGCCCCCAGCCACUCUGAAGCCCUGACUGCACCUCACUGGACCCCCAUUAGCCCCUCGACGGCACAUGUGAAGGAUGACCAUCCAGUGAUACCCUGAGACAGCUGAGAAGGGGCAGGUCUAAGCAGGCAGCCCUGAGCCACUUCCUGGGGAGGCUUCAUCUGACCCAGCAAACCUGGGGGUGUGAACGGGGCCGGAGGUCACCGGAUUGGCUCCUUGAGGGACGUGGAGUCAGAAACUCAAAGGCCCUGGGCCUGAGGUUGGGAGGAGGGGCAGAGGGUCUUCGAGAGCUAACAGAACAAGUAAAGCAGGUCCUUACCAGCUCCCGGCCCUGUGGGCCCUGUGCAUCGUGUGCCCAGUGCUGGUGCUGCCCAGAGGGCUGGGGGGGGCGGGGGCAGGCGUGCAGAUGGGCCGCCCCGGAGCUGCUUCCAGUGGGGGUGAUGGGCCGCUGCACGAACCCAGCGGGGGAGCCCUAACAGAAGCGUUACACUUGCGACACGGACACCGUGCCUGGUGGAGACCCCACAAGAAGGACAAGCACGCCUCCUGCCAAAAAAAGUGCUUUAAUAAAAGCGUCUGAAACUUU